Perkinsus marinus ATCC 50983 is the source of this 867-nucleotide messenger RNA. Its product is annotated as 3-oxo-5-alpha-steroid 4-dehydrogenase, putative. Bases 22 to 816 code for a protein of 264 amino acids. The record is from RefSeq and is a predicted model, not a curated record. Gene Ontology annotation, cellular component: membrane. The transcript is spliced from 7 exons. Gene Ontology annotation, molecular function: 3-oxo-5-alpha-steroid 4-dehydrogenase activity. Lineage: Eukaryota; Perkinsozoa; Perkinsida; Perkinsidae. Gene Ontology annotation, biological process: steroid metabolic process.
AGCUCGGUACUAUUAUUAAUAAUGUCAGACAUGUGCACUCCGUGGAUCAUACAAGCCACAAGGGUGGUUUCAUAUGCACUCAUUGUAGGAUUUGCUGCUGUACUUUUCGUCGGUUUCUUUGGUGUCACCGCCGCCUACGGUAAAAUGAUCGAAUCUGGCUAUGGUUCGUACAGUUUCAAGAUAGAUCCCAGGAUUGGAUGGUUCUUCCAAGAGCUUCCAUCCCUGCUCCUCCCCUUUUUAUGCCUUAUUUCUGAAUGGUCCGAUCUACACUCUCUCCAGAUCGCUUUGCUCAGCAUGCUGAUUCUGCACUACUUUCAACGGUCAAUUAUAUAUCCAAUGCUAAUGCAGAGCCAUCGAAAGACUCCGAUCAGCAUAGUACUAUCCGCAUUUGCAUUCUGCUGUACGAACAGCUGCUUACAGUCAAUCUGGAUUCGUUGCAUGCUCAACCCAUCACAGAUCAGCACAGUGCAGCUCGUCGUUGGAACAUCACUCUAUGCGAUCGGUUUACUAGUCAAUCUCCAGUCUGACUAUAUACUACGGCACCUGAGGAGAGGAGCAGGGGAUGAGCAGCAACGAUACUUUAUCCCCUAUGGAGGCAUGUUCAGGUUCGUAUCGUGCCCGAACUAUCUCGGUGAGAUGAUUGAAUGGCUUGGUUACGCCAUGACCAGCGGUUGGGGAUUGGCGCCUGUUACUUUCGCUUUCUGCACCUUCGCCAACCUCUUUCCAAGAGCCCUUGAGCAGCAUAAAUGGUAUGAAGGGAAAUUCGAUGAUUACAAGAAACUCCAUCGAAAGGCGAUCGUCCCCUUCCUCCUGUGAUCGUCAAGACUAGCAGUAAUCUCAUUUUCUUAAUCGUACGGUCUUUGUUGG